Paramecium sonneborni is the source of this 731-nucleotide messenger RNA. The record is from the annotation of a GenBank genome assembly. Lineage: Eukaryota; Ciliophora; Oligohymenophorea; Peniculida; Parameciidae.
UAAAAAUAAAGAAGAGAUGGCAUCAAAAUAUUUAUAAAAAUACCCAGUUCCUGAGGGAUUUCAUUAAUUAUUACAUGAUUUUACAAGAGAAGUAGAAUAGAUGAUUAAAUAUAGGUUUUGAGAGAUUAACCAGAAGAUAUUAUAAAAUAUGGUGUAGAAUAUUUCGAAAGUAUGAGAGAUGGGAAAGAAUUCAAAUAUGAGAGCAAAUUUAAUAUUGCAAAAGGUUAAGCACCAGGAAGAUAACAUUUACCUCCAAGAGCAACAAAUUCAAUAGAGUAAGCUAAGAAAGUGGUUGAUAUAUCAAAUAAAAGAGAUGAUAAGGAAAGGAAAUCUUCAGGUCCUUAAAAGUAAGGUUCUGGUGCAUCUUAUGGAAUGAGAUAAUAAUCAGCAGGUUCAUAAGCUAGUCAUCCAGAUGAAAAGAAAGCAGCUUAAGAAUACGUUAAUGAACUUUAUUAAAAAGUGGAAUAAGAUAUUGAAGAUAUUGAGACAGGAAAGAUUGAAGCAAAUACUGCAUUUUUCUAACCUUAAUUUGUAUAAUAGAAAUAUUAUUAUUUUAGGAUGAAAAAGACAUGGAAAAAAUAAUAAAAAUAUAAGCAAGUGCUAAAGGAAUGUUAGUUAGAAAUUAAUUAAAAUAAUAACAUUAAGUAGAACCAAUGAUUGUUUAUAAAGAAGAUGAAGAAGGAAAUGCAGAAUAAUAUGCUUAAGAUGGUGAUUAUGAAGAAAAUUAAUGA